AUGUCUGGUGAGUUAGGGCAGCCGCAGGCCACCCCGUCACAUGCUGGGGUCGAUCUGCCGAACCCUGAGAGAAAUCGGGUCGGGGUCCCAGGAGGUGUGAUCCGAAGGGUCGGUACCCCCGGGCGCAGGUCCUGGAUCCAAAAGGUCCUUGAGCAAAUAACGGAUUCACCUCGCCAGUGGGUCACCCCGUCGAAGGUGGUGCCUGUCGUUGUUUUGGCUGUUCAGAGGUACCUAUUAGAGGAGGAGCCAAGCGGCAUGGGUCCUAAACCUCCGCUUUACUGCUAUGAUGUGACGAUCUCGGACGGGGUGUACCAGGAGAAGUGCUACCUGGACCCCAGCCUGAAUUCUCUCGUAUAUAAAAAUAUUCUCAGAGUUGGCAUAGAAAUGAGAAUUUCCAGAGUCUCGUGUAUUUACAACGAGAAAAGAGUAGGCCAGGGGAUCCUGUGCAUAGAUAACGUCCACUGUGGAGAGUCCUUGGACUCUAUUUCUGUAGAAACUCCCUUUAGAAAUAGUGCGCACCAGGAGAUCCCGGAGAGGCCUUUAAGGGGUGGAAAGAGUCAUUACCUGGCCCUGUGGAAUAACGAAGAUCCAUAUGGAGACAUCUGGAUAACCAACAAGGAACCUGAGGAACACAAUUUUAACGAUACCAAAAUAAUUUCACUUUCUAACCUUGAAAUGACCUGGUCUAGCAGAAGGAGUUUUCCUGCAUUGCUUGUGAGAAUCUUGCAGAAAUCAAAACUGCGAUACUAUGGAAAACCUGAUAGAAAGAUGAUUGAGCCAUACCAGACCUUUUUGGAAGUCGCUGACAGUUCAGGCACAGUGUCAGUGAUUUUGUGGAAUGCCCUGUGUCCUGAGUGGUAUAAAAGUUUGCAUGUUGGUUUAGUUCUUCUGCUUCAAGAUUAUUCUGUUAAAAAGAGUUAUUCAUUGAGGAUGCAGCCACUCCCUGUGGAUCCACAGAUCAAACUAAUUUCUACAAUGAAAAUCUCCCUGAAUGUUCGAGAUCCUCCAGCUAAUAUAAUUAUCAUUCCAGAAAAGCAGGUGAAACCAGAAUGGAGAUUGCCAAAAUUAAAUAACUGUUUUAUCACAAGAUCAGAACUGGAUACUUUGCCAGAAAAUCAUAUCUGUGAUGUUAUUGGCACCUUACUUUUUGUAGGAAGGGUCCAGCGGUCAAAAAAGAAGGAAAGCCGUGAAGAUUUUCGGUCGUAUCGCUGGAUUCACCUUGCUGAUGGGACUUCAGAACAACCAUUUAUAGUGGAACUGUUUUCAACAUCUCAGCCAGAAAUCUUUGAAAAUAUUUACCCAAUGACAUAUUUGGUGUGUACACAGUUGAAAGCUGUCAGAAAUAACGAACAAGUACCUAAACUGCUUUAUCUCACCACUACAAAUGAGAGUCGUGUGUUUAUUACUGGUAAUAGAGGCCAGCCGUAUACCAAUGACACCAAGGUAAAAAACUUUAUUCGGUGGAUUAAAACAAAGACCAGUGCUGGGGAAAUGAAGAAUACUGUUGUUGGUGGAUAUUACCCCUAUCCACCAGUGCCAGAGACAUUUUCGAAGUAUAGUAGUUCUGUUAAAGUUGAGUCACUCUUGACAGCUAUCAGUGAAGUGAAGAAGCAGAUUGAAGAUUUGCAGUAUAGGGAACAAAAGCGCAUUGCAAUUCAGGGAAUAAUUACUGUUAUAAAAUAUGUCCCCUGUGUCUGUGCACCUGAAAAUGCCUCAGCAUCCGAAGCACAAUGGAAUGCUAACCAACCCUCAGCAUCCCAAGCAGCUAGAAGAGAAGGUCAAAGUCAGGAAAGAGGUGGUAAACGUCGUCAAGAUAAUAAUCCUGUGAGUUCUCAGUGUUGUCAUUCCGCAUGUGCAAGUUUGAGCCCUACCAAGAAAAGAAUUCUGCAAGAGCCAUGUGGCAAACAAGUUCCUGUACCUCAGCCAGAAACUUCUGCACAAGCAAGAGGAAAUAAACGAAGCGUGCCAAGCACCUCCCAGCGUCGAGAAAGCACAAGCACUGGUAGCCUAGGGAAAGCCAGAAAAACUAUAAGCAAUAAAUGGGAAAGUCAGCUGUGGAGAGAGAAAAAGUUCGGCUUAAUAAGUCACCUACAUUACAGCCAUGUUUAUCCUGAAAGUAUUCCACGGAAAUUUGUUUUUGAGCACAGAAAUUUUCUUACUCAGCAAUAUAAUUCUCAGCCUUCAAAAUACAUACUACCAGAAGGAAGGCCCCCCAAACUUGAUGAUUUUAAGAGUGUCCAAAGCCUUGGACAUUUUGAAGUAACCAUCUUAGGUCUGAAUCAUGAGAUAGCAAUCGAUGUUGCAUUCUUCCCCAUGUAUUCUCCAGAAGAUGUCCAAACAUCUCAAAUAGACACAUUAUUAACCUGCAUGAAUUACAGCUGUGUGCAUCCACAGGAAUUAACUGGCAAUGACAAACUGCAAGUUACAAAAGCACUUACAGGUAAUAUUAUAAAAGCAGCAACUGAACUGGAUAGAGUGCAUAUCAUCGGUAUCUUGGAUAUCUGUAGUUUGGGUAACAAUAAGACAGAAGUCUAUUUGCACAAAAUUUAUAGACCAAAUAAAAAUUCUUAA
Molecule: messenger RNA, 2571 nt
Organism: Hippopotamus amphibius kiboko
Lineage: Eukaryota; Metazoa; Chordata; Mammalia; Artiodactyla; Hippopotamidae
Gene: RADX
Product: RPA1 related single stranded DNA binding protein, X-linked
Exons: 14
Coding region: 1-2571 (856 amino acids)
Biological process (GO): regulation of DNA repair
Cellular component (GO): replication fork
Molecular function (GO): single-stranded DNA binding
Source: RefSeq, a predicted model, not a curated record